AGACACUGGAAUUCAGAUAAGAAUAUUUAGAAACAAAUUAAGUUUUGACCCAACUUUCAGCUGUUGGAUAUUUUCACUGACUUAAAGUUUAAAGCUGGAAAGGAAGGCUAAAGGGCUAGUGAAUUCAGAGACUCCCCUUUGACGGACGAUGGAGGGAUAUGGUUAUGAGCACUUUGGUGCAGAUGGAGCGAGGAAGAGCCCACAGGUGGAUUAUCGGAGAAUUGUGGGAGACACUCAGCUCCCACAUACCAAUGUUUCAUCCCGGGAAGGUGAACAUUAUGUCCGACAAACCUCCCAUGGCCAUGAAACUGCAGCCCAGCGAUACAGCGCCACACGCAUCCAGGCCGGUCUAGGCCCAGAGAGCAUGGCGGAUUUCUUAAUCAGUGGUGGUACAGGCUAUGUCCCUGAAGAUGGGCUCUCAGCUCAGCAGCUCUUCUCGAUCGGAGAUGGCCUUACAUACAACAGAUCUGACCAACCGUGCGUUGUCUCCGAUGGUCAUACGGCUGAAGAGCUAUGCUCUAAAGGAGAUGGGUUGACUUACAAUGAUUUCCUGAUUUUACCUGGCUUUAUCGACUUUACCUCAGAUGAAGUGGACCUGACCUCAGCGUUGACCAGGAAGAUCACAUUGAAGACCCCUCUCAUCUCCUCCCCCAUGGACACUGUCACAGAGUCAGCCAUGGCGAUUGCUAUGGCGCUAAUGGGAGGUAUUGGCAUCAUUCACCACAACUGCACACCAGAAUUCCAAGCCAAUGAGGUCCGCAAGGUCAAGGUUAUGAGGUUUGAGCAGGGAUUUAUCACUGACCCAGUUGUGAUGAGUCCUCGCCACACAGUUGGGGAUGUGUUUGAGGCCAAAGUAAGACAUGGCUUCUCUGGUAUUCCUGUCACAGAGACGGGCAAAAUGGGCAGCAAACUGGUGGGCAUCGUCACCUCCAGAGAUAUCGACUUCCUUUCUGAAAAAGACCACGGCAGACCUCUGGAGGAGGCCAUGACAAAGAGGGAGGAGUUGGUUGUGGCUCCAGCAGGUGUCACUCUGAAAGAAGCCAAUGAUAUUCUGCAGCGCAGUAAAAAAGGCAAGCUUCCCAUUGUAAAUAAUAACGACGAGCUGGUGGCCAUCAUUGCCAGGACCGAUCUGAAGAAGAACAGGGACUACCCACUGGCCUCCAAAGACUCGCGCAAACAGCUGCUGUGUGGCGCCGCCGUCGGCACCAGGGAGGAUGACAAAUACAGACUGGAUCUGUUAGUGCAGGCUGGGGUGGAUGUUGUCGUACUGGACUCUUCACAAGGCAACUCGGUGUAUCAGAUCAACAUGAUAAGUUAUAUUAAACAGAAGUAUCCAGAAUUGCAAGUGGUGGGUGGAAAUGUGGUUACAGCAGCCCAGGCCAAGAAUCUGAUCGAUGCUGGGGUCGAUGCUCUGAGAGUCGGCAUGGGCUGCGGCUCCAUCUGCAUCACACAGGAAGUCAUGGCAUGUGGGCGGCCCCAAGGGACCUCGGUGUACAAGGUGGCAGAGUACGCCAGGCGCUUCGGCGUGCCGGUCAUCGCUGACGGUGGCAUUCAGACCGUGGGCCAUGUGGUAAAGGCUCUGUCUCUUGGCGCAUCGACGGUUAUGAUGGGCUCGUUGCUAGCAGCAACCACUGAGGCUCCAGGAGAGUACUUCUUCUCAGAUGGUGUGCGGCUGAAAAAGUACCGUGGUAUGGGCUCCCUGGACGCUAUGGAGAAGAGCACCAGCAGCCAGAAACGCUAUUUUAGUGAGGGCGACAAGGUGAAGGUAGCCCAGGGUGUGUCAGGCUCGGUCCAGGACAAGGGCUCCAUCCAUAAGUUUGUACCUUACCUGAUUGCUGGUAUCCAGCACGGCUGCCAGGACAUCGGGGCAAAGAGUCUUUCUGUACUCCGUUCCAUGAUGUACUCUGGAGAGCUGAAGUUUGAAAAGAGGACCAUGUCUGCACAGGUUGAGGGAGGAGUUCAUGGACUCCACUCUUACGAGAAGCGGCUCUACUGAACGGGUGAAUGGAGUGCAGAUCAGCAGUGCACGCGACAUGCCUAAUCCAACAGUGACCAAAUAUUAAAUUGCCACUUCUGCUGAACAUGCACACCACUCACUACACCCUCUCUAUUCCCCCCUGCAUCAUAUUCCCCAUCAUUCUUUCUCUCUGAUCCAAGCCAGCUGCUUUGGGGAGAAGAGAGGCAUCGUAGCGAAGUGAUUAUCUCCAGACUGACACCCAACUCUCUGGAACACCUGGGAUUUUGCACUCAAGAAGCAGCGCAUCAGGGUUUUCAGAAUGACAUAUUUAUCUGUAUCUUGAGUAUGCAGUCGAUCCCACUUUUGCGUGUCAAUAGUAGCGAGAGAAUGAACUGUGUGUGUGUGUGUGUGUGUGUAUUUUAAAAGGACAACAAAAGUGAAGGUGCGCUAUGUUCAUUCUGUUAAUAUUAAGGAGUCUAAAGCAGCCGUGGUGCAGAUCCCAUCAGCAUCUUUUGGGGCUUUUUUGGGAUCCACGUUUACCAGCACGCUCGCCAUCAGAAGCAUCUCGCAUUCCAUUUCUUAAACACACUAGUAUAUACAUGCAUAAAAUAAGACAAAACACUCGUCUCUCAGCAGUGUAUCAUUCUCAAUCUUGCAUUGCAUUUUCAAGUCCUCACAGGCACAAGCAACUUAAUGAAUAGUAGCUGCUUAUCUUUCACCACUAUUGUAUUGUGGAUCCUGAGGUAUGAGGUAUUGGCUAUGGCGAUUAUCCUGUUGACUUUGUGUCCUCCAGUGUCACCUACAAUCAGUAGACUAAACCCAGACCCUCAGUCUGCACCGCUGUGGACAUUAAUUUUCCCUUUUCCCUUCGAAGACAUCUUGAGCCAAAUUAUCAGUCUCCCAUCUCAGUGCAUAGUGUUCAUGGAGCAUGGAAAGGACCAAAAGCUGAAGUGAAUCAAAAAUAGUUUGUGAUGAGAAGGACAAUUUCUCUGCCCGUAAUUUGAGUAAUUUUAGAUAAAACAAACUGUAUAUUAAACCUGUAUAGUGUUGAGGGCUUUGCAUUGAGUAUGAGCAAGUUUUUUUGAUAUGCAUGUUUGUUUUUUCACAAAGCCAAACAUGGCUGUAUUUAUAUUCUGCUUUAUUGUAAUUGCAUACGUACUGCCAAAUGUAUUCGCACUUCCUUGUGACACUUCUUUUGUAACUUCAAAACCAAAAUUAGCGCAACAAGUUGAUUCUUACCUUGUGAUUUGUCCAUUCCUGCGUUGUCAGUGUGGCAUAGGUUCUCUUUGAUAGGUUUAUUUUAUUUGUUUCGUUUUACCAGAGAUAUGCCUUGAAACGGGGAUUGAUUAAUUAAGGCUGCAGAUGAUAUAGCUCAGAGAAAAUGCGUUGUGCCACACACCCUCUCACAUCCUUUUCUUACUUUAGAAACAGUAUCACCAUGUUUAUUAUUAUUAUUAUUAUUCAGCUAUGUAGGCGUUUGUAACAUUUUCAUACUGGAUGUCCAUUUGGCCAGGUGUCUUUUUUCUUUUUCUUUUUUUUUAAUAAAAUGUCCCAGAUUGUGAGAGUUGAGUUGCUUUCUGUGAUGUGCUAAUAUAAUUUACCCUGCACAAGGUUCACUUGACUAACAAAUGCCUUGCAAUUGGACUAAUUCGCAAGAAAAUGUAUACCAAAAUAUAUAUACCUAUUUUCAGUUGGAAAUGACGGCUGCUUGUUUUCAGUUUCCCAUCUAAAGAGAGAGUUCAGUUUUCUAAAUUGUUUUUUUUUUUUUUGCAAAGUACUGAGUCAUGUUGGUGAUCUAAAAAGCACGAAUAUAGAAUUAAGUGAGAUAUUGGGUUUACAGGUUAUAAUGGUUUUCAACUUCAGUAUAUCACAUCAGCAAAGCCGCUGCCAGAAUACAGUGGUAGCAUCUUUUAUUAUCAACCAAAACAAUAAGUAAAAGCUUUUCAGAUGCACAAAAAAGACUCAGUAUUCAAUAAGUUCAUCAGGGGGUUUGAGAAAUAUCACUUUAAAACAUGUUUACAGUAAAACACUCAACAGAUGAAAGUUGCUUUUGCUGUUCAAUAUGGUGAAGAAUAAAUAAAUCAAACUGUU
Messenger RNA from Micropterus salmoides (largemouth bass), 4048 nucleotides. RefSeq names its product IMP (inosine 5'-monophosphate) dehydrogenase 1b (gene impdh1b). The record is from RefSeq and is a predicted model, not a curated record. Gene Ontology annotation, cellular component: cytoplasm. NCBI's taxonomy places the organism in Eukaryota, Metazoa, Chordata, Actinopteri, Centrarchiformes, Centrarchidae. Bases 149 to 1996 code for a protein of 615 amino acids. Gene Ontology annotation, molecular function: IMP dehydrogenase activity. The transcript is spliced from 17 exons. Gene Ontology annotation, biological process: GTP biosynthetic process.